Rhagoletis pomonella (apple maggot) is the source of this 2784-nucleotide messenger RNA. RefSeq lists its product as uncharacterized. NCBI's taxonomy places the organism in Eukaryota, Metazoa, Arthropoda, Insecta, Diptera, Tephritidae. The record is from RefSeq and is a predicted model, not a curated record.
UUAUUACUUGUGGACUUUGUUCGCUGAACUUUCAUUUAAAAUGUGCAAAACUAAAUUCCGCUUGCCUCAAAGUAAUCAAAUCUAAUAAAAAUCUAAUAUUCAGAUGUGACACCUGCAGCAGUGUAUCUAUUUCGUCCUGCUUGGCUAAGAUUAGUAAUGCUUUGUGUUCACUAAAAGAAAUAGAAACUGCUUUUGGAGGACAUUCCAACCUGCAUAAUCCAGAAUAUCCAAAAAAUUCGAAUAUAUCGCACGUUUCUAUCAACAAUGCUGCUAGCAACAUUGCGCCUAGUAAUGAUACAGCUGAUAAUAACAAUUUGAUUAUUACGCGUUCAAAAGCUAGGGUCGCUGACCUUAAUAAGUCGCCCUUGAGCAUUAAUUCUUCAAUUUCUUUUGCUUCUGCUGCUUCUUCUGCUGGUGCCAUUACAACCAACGCUCUCACUGCCGACGUGGUUACUGCGUGCUCUGCUAACCCAAUAGGCAUAUGCUCUCCAAGCAUGUGCACAGUCAACGAAACUGUGACGCUGUCUCCUCGCAAUACCUCUUUGGCUGCUGAUAACCCAUCGGCUGCUGCGCAUGCCACUGGUACUUCGGCUGCUGAUAAUGAUAAUCGCUCGGCAACCAAUGAUGAAUCAACAGAGAUUGGUGACAAAAACUCAAAUAACAAUGCUGCGUGGACUGAAGUGAAAAACAGAAGGCGAAAGAAGGCUUUGGUUGUUGUGGGCUCAAAUGAUAGCACUGAGCUGAGUGUCGCUAUCCGCAAUAAAUGGUUACACCUUUCAUCGUUUGACCCGCAAGUUAGCGCUGAAGACAUAAAGAAAUAUGUAGCUAAACAUGCUGGUAUUGAUGCUGAUUCUCUCGCUUGCUACAUGUUGGUUAAGAAGGAUGACCCAGUAGGCAAACACAAGCGAGUCAAUUUCAAACUGGGCGUCUCAUCGGUAAAUUAUCAGAAGCUAUUAAGUUCGUCACUAUGGCCGGCUAAUGUAAGAGUUAGGCCAUUUCGUUUUUUUCAAAAGCAAACAGCUCAACAACAACAAAUGUGACGAUAAACAAUUGCCGUGAAAAUGUCAAAUGUAGUGAUGUUCUUAACAUAUACUAUCAAAAUAUUUCGGGAUUAAGAACAAAGUCUAAUACUAUCCAUCGCUUUAGCACUGAAGAAUUGUAUGAUGUAAUCGUUAUUGUGGAGACCUGGUUAAACGCGGACUUCUAUGAAGGCGAAUUUUUCGAUCUAAACCUAUACGACGUGUUUCGCAAAGAUCGGGACUCAGCUAAAACAGGCUGCUUGAGAGGAGGCGGAGUUCUUAUUGCUGUAAGAAGAAAGUUUCGGGCGUUUUCAGUGAAGCUCAAUAGUGACGACUCGUUGCUUGACCAAUUAUGUGUCUGCAUCAAGGGUUCUAAAGCAUAUGGCUCUUUAUAUCUAAUAACCUCUUAUAUUCCGCCUAAUAGUAAUUUUGACUUAUAUAAGGCACAUGUGGAUAACAUAGCUAGUCUAGUGGUAGAUAAUUUAAAUGACGAUCAUCUUUGUGUGCUGGGUGAUUUUAACCUUUGUAACGUUAGAUGGUGUAUUAAUUCCAAUAAUUCAGAUCUCCUGCCUAAUAAUAUAGUUACCAAUCACGAAACUUAUUUUGUAGAUAGCUUGCUAAGCCUAAACUUAAAGCAAAUUAACUGUUUUCCCAACAAUUUAAAUAGAUUGUUAGACCUGAUAUUCGUAACAGAUAAUAUUAACUUUUUAAUAUCAAAGUGCAUUUCUCCAAUUUCCGAUGCUGGUAUUCAUCAUAUCCCUUUAGAUAUUAAGCUAAAGUUUUAUGAGUUCGCAACAACAUCGCCUAUUGAUAGAACUGCUUUUAAUUAUGCAUCCUGUGAUUUUUCAAGGUUAAAUACAUCUCUUUUAGAUUAUAAAUGGGAUGAGUUAUUUUUCGGCCUGGACACUCACGGCUGCUUUUCCACUUUUAAGUCAAUAAUGCACGAUUUUUGCUUACACAAUAUACCUUUAAAAAAGAAGCGCUGUUAUAAAUCACCCUGGUGCAACAAAGACCUGAAGAAACUAAAAAAUCUCAAAAAUAGUUAUCUAAAAAAAUUUAAAUCAUCAAAAAAUCAUUAUUUCUUUGUAAAAUACCAGCGUUAUCAUAAGGAAUUUAAAUCAUUAAAUAAUCUCCUCUACAAAAACUAUAUUCGUAGCACCGAACGGAACAUUAAAGCUAAUCCGAAAUCAUUUUGGAACUUUGUCAAAUCCAAAAAAUCAUGUGCAAGUAUACCUACUUCGGUAAUGCUCGACGAUAAAUUUGCUAGUACUCCUGUUGAAGCAGCUAAUUUGUUUGCUGACUUUUUUAUGUCAAAUUACGUUGCUGAUGACGGGCAAUUCCCUAACUUCUCUUCUGAAAUAUCUUCUAUUCUCAACUUUGGGGCUCUUUUUAUUUCAUCGGAUGACAUUAUAAAGGGGAUGCUUUCUCUUAAACCUUCUUCGCAAACGGACGCAGACGGGAUGUCGGCUAUCUUAUUUAAAAACUGUCCGGCCUUAGCGAUUCCUCUUGCGAUAAUCUUUAAUAAAUCGCUAUCGUCAGGUAUUUUCAUAGAUGAAUGGAAAUUAUCUACUAUCACACCUUUUUUUAAAAGUGGAAGAAAAAAUGACGUUCGGAACUAUCGGCCGAUCUCGAAACUAUCGAACAUCUCAAAACUGUUUGAAUGUGUCGUUAAGGACAAGCUCUAUUUUGCAGUUAAAUCUCUAAUCUGUCCGAAUCAGCAUGGGUUUGUGUCAGGCCGCUCGACAGUAUCUAAUCUUACAGUUUU